Molecule: messenger RNA, 750 nt
Organism: Corylus avellana
Lineage: Eukaryota; Viridiplantae; Streptophyta; Magnoliopsida; Fagales; Betulaceae
Biological process (GO): termination of RNA polymerase III transcription; DNA-templated transcription
Cellular component (GO): RNA polymerase III complex
Molecular function (GO): zinc ion binding; nucleic acid binding
Source: RefSeq, a predicted model, not a curated record
GCCCAAACACCCACCGUCUUCUCCAAUAAAACACAAACCAAACCUCGCAGUAUUUGAAGCACGGCUGCCUCCCACGGUGGCACACUACCGCUACCAGACCGCCGCUACUGGACAUAACGCCGUCAGCCUACCACCGACUGCCGUCCCCGCACCCAUCCCAGCAACACUUAGGCUCCAACGUUGCAAAACCGCGCAAGCACAAACACCCACGCUCGACGGAGAUCAACCCAGCUUUCGCACAACUUUCUCAUAUAAUCUUUUAAAGUAAAGAACUCUGUUUUAUUGUAGAGGGAUUGUGUUAGAAGCUUAUAGCAAAUGGAAUUUUGUCCAACUUGCGGAACCAUGCUGCAGUAUGAGUUGCCCUAUAUGGGCCGCCCUUCUAGAUUCUUCUGCCCGGCAUGUCCGUAUGUAUGCUACUUAGAGAACAAGGUUAAGAUAAAGAAAAAGCAACCUCUGGUUAAGAAAGAUUUAGAGCCUGUUGUCACAGAAGAUGACAUGAAGAAUGCAUCUCAGACUGAUGCAUCGUGCCCGAAAUGUGGUCAUGGAAGGGCUGCUUAUGUUCAAUUUCAGACUAGGUCAGCUGAUGAGCCGGCCACAACAUUUUAUACGUGCUUGAAUGAGACUUGUAGAAACAGAUGGCGUGACGAUUGAAUACUUUUUUCAUGCACAUAUUUCAGUCUUACCUACCACGCUAUGUAAGGUUUUUGCACAUUUGAAGUUCAGUUUAUUCUCAAGCUCUCUUAAUUAUCA